Blastocystis hominis is the source of this 687-nucleotide messenger RNA. RefSeq lists its product as hypothetical. Gene Ontology annotation, biological process: vacuolar transport. NCBI's taxonomy places the organism in Eukaryota, Bigyra, Opalinata, Blastocystidae. The record is from RefSeq and is a predicted model, not a curated record. The transcript is spliced from 5 exons. The coding region runs from base 1 to 687 and encodes 228 amino acids.
AUGUUCAAGAGAUUUUUCGGUAACUCUAAGUCGAAUAGCCAAUCAGAGGCUCCUGAAGUGACUCAGGAACGGCAGAGGGAAGAAUCGGAUCUUAAGGCUACUGAGGCUAUGAUGAAGAUUAGGGAAACUAUGGACAGCUUGCAAAAGAAGAUUGACAAAAACCAAAAGGAUCAAGACGAAGCUUUUGCUCGUGCGAAGGCGCUUAAAGCAAAGAAUCCGGAGGAUCCCGCCAUCAAGCAAGAGUUGAUGAAGGUCAAGAAGUGCCGAGAACGAAUUACUCAGUACAAUAAUAUUCUGCUACAACAACAAUCAACUCUAGGUACGGUAGAUGAUAUGCAAUUUAUCAAUGAAAUGGUUACUGUGAUGGAGACUACCAAGAAAGCUCUUGAAUCUGCCUAUGCUGAUUCCGUGGAAAAACUUCAAGAUCUGAUGGAAGACAUUAAUGAAAAAGUUGCAAAUGUGAAAGACAUGAUGGAUAUACUUACCGAAACUCCUGAAGAUCCUGAUGUUGACGACCUGAUGGAGGAGUUGGACAAGGAUAUAGCCAGGGACCAAGAACAGAAAACAGCGUUACCAAAUGUACCUGAGACUGCUCUUCCUAGUGUUCCUUCUACGGUUAAAACAGGAGAAGUCAAAACUGAAGAUGAUGAUUUAGAAGCUAUGCUAGAAAAUUUGUGUAGUGUUUGA